This is a messenger RNA of Pogonomyrmex barbatus (red harvester ant), 3423 nucleotides long. RefSeq names its product Pif1 DNA helicase (gene Pif1). Gene Ontology annotation, biological process: DNA repair; telomere maintenance. The record is from RefSeq and is a predicted model, not a curated record. Gene Ontology annotation, molecular function: DNA helicase activity. Lineage: Eukaryota; Metazoa; Arthropoda; Insecta; Hymenoptera; Formicidae.
UUCUGCUAGGUAUUAGUUGUAUGAGCGGGGGACCGCCACACAACUUCAUGAUUGUAAAUAUAACCUUAAUAUUUAACAAAAUAAAGAGGUACGAACUUAGGAAUAGAUAUUCCUAUUCGCGCAAAGAAGAUAAAUACAUCAACGGCAAUAAAGAAGACAAUUACUAAUAAUUUGUUUGUAUUUCAAAUAAACAGGAGCAUAAGAGGAGCAUAAGUCAGCUUUGAGAGCUAAGCCCGUUUGAAGACGACCAAAACAAUUCGAUGAGCCAUUCGAUGAGCAAUCUCUUCAUCGAAGAGUAUGAGUCUGCACUUAACGAAGGAGUCUACACAUCAAAUUUUGCAGGAAAAAAACGUUCUUUAAUCAUAGAAACUACAAAUCACAAUUCAGAAAGCUGAUAAAGAGAAUAUAAAUAGCGGAAAUGAUUUAAAACCCAAAAAACUGCGGCCAUUUUACCAAUUAAUAUGCUGUGUGUUGGUGAUUAAAUAAUAAAUUUAAUUUAUAAUUGUUGCUCCGAAUAGUGAGCGAACUCGACAUGUAUUACUAAUCGAUAUAUUUGCGAGCGAGAUAACAAAUGAGAGACCACGAUGUAUCGUUUGCUUAUUAGGUAGAAUAAUAUUUGAUACUGAAUAAAUAGACAAGCGUGCGAAAAGACAAGGAAUCGAGAUCAAGCAAGCAAACUGAGCAAAUUAUAGUAAUACGCAAAAUAAAGAAUUUAAUUGGAGAAACGAUUCGAUUAUCUAUUACAAGCCCGUACACCACGUGUAAGUUAAGAAACACUAGAUUUUCAUUGUUUAACUAUGUCAGAUGAUGGUGAAAAGUUUCACGCUAAAUAUCUCACGCUUUCACCGGAAUUAAAAUUACGUGAUCAUAAAAUGAUGAAAUCCACAUGAGACUUGUCACUUCUUACUGAUUCGUUCUAGGAAAACUUACAUGAUCGAUGUCCUGGUUUGCACUAAUUCAGUUCAGUUCAGUUCUAGUGCAGCUCUAGUGCGGAAAUAAAAAACAAACCUCUAACCGAUGUGUCGUGCAAGGAACUCAUAAUUUGCGCGGAGUCGCGAGGCAAAUGAUGCAAUAAAAUGAGGUGUUUUGAUUGGUCAAUUCGUGACGCGAUGGAUGACGCGCUCAGUAGGAAUUCACCCUAAGUGACUGUGUCCAAUUGCAAUGUGGUCUCCUGGGACGGAUGUAUCCCAGAGUUUUCCAUCUUGCGAAAAUUUUUAAAUUAACAAUCAUGCCUGUAUCUUUCCGUUUCGUUCCACGAUACGUUUUGUUAUUCAACAAUAAUUUGUGAAGAACUUUCUUUACUAGAUGUUGGCCGUAUUAUCCUUGAACAUCUUAGAACAGGUAUCACCAAAUUGAAAAAAGAAAAGAAUCUGUGGCGUUCAUAUUCACCUCGAGAAAUAAUUUUAUUUGCGGGAACAUGGAUUCGGAUGGUUGUUCGUUAACCUGCACUGCUGCCAUGGAGUGGUUAAACGCUCAAGGAUCUAUCCUGAGAAAAGUGACUCAUAAAACAGCACUGUUGCGCUUGAUUCGAGAUGAUCAGCGUGAAAUGUUCAUCGAGAUACGCGCAGAGAAGGCAAACAUGCUUACAAAAUUAUCUUUGAAAGGUAUAUCGGUAUUCAAUAAAUUCAUGACCGAAGGGAAAGCAUCCAUUAAAUUUAAGGAACAAAAUUGCACAUUAUUCUUGUCAAAUGCGCCCUCCUCUCAGCUGAUAAACUUUUUGAAAACAAUAUUUGUUAAGCUAAUAGGCCAAGAAGGAAAAAUGAUCACAAAGAAUCUUCUACAGGAAAAAUUCUUUACAAACAUACAGUUGAAUGAUGUUGAAACUGCCAGUCCAGCUACUUGCACAGAAGUCAAUAUAGCAAAAGAAAAAGCUAUGAUUAUAUCACGUACAACUGUUACUAUUCCUUCAUCAAGUGUGGUGAGGAAGAGGAAACGAUUCAGUGAUGAUGUUCCUAAGAUACCUAUGGCAAAAAAAUUAUAUGAGAAUCCUACUUCAGGAGAGCUAACCAGGGAGCAAAUUCAAGUUCUAAAUGCAGUGCUUAAUGGAAAAAAUGUAUUUUUUACUGGGAGUGCAGGCACUGGCAAGUCAUUUCUGUUAAGAAAGAUAAUCUCUGCUCUUCCUCCAGAUGUAACAAUGGCUACAGCAAGCACUGGUGUAGCAGCUUGCCAUAUAGGUGGAAUUACAUUGCAUCAGUUUGCUGGUAUUGGUCUAGGUACUGGAACCAAGGAGAGAUGCAUCCAGUUGGCUUCCCGUCCGUCUGUAGUUUCAAUAUGGAGAAAAACAAAACACUUAGUAAUAGAUGAAAUUUCUAUGGUAGAUGGUGAUUUUUUUGAUAAGAUUGAAGCAGUAGCAAGACAUAUACGUAGAACAGAAAGACCCUUUGGAGGAAUACAAUUAAUUUUGUGCGGUGACUUCUUUCAGUUACCUCCUGUGUCUAAAACAAAUGAUAGAGCAAAAUUUUGCUUUCAAAGCGAGACUUGGCACAAAUGUGUUCACUUUAAUUUUGAAUUGCAGACAGUUCAUAGGCAAAAGGAUGAGGCGUUUGUAAAAAUAUUAAAUAAUAUUAGAAUAGGUAGAGUCACGGAUGAUAUUGUAGAUAUCCUAAAGGAAACAGCAAAACAAAAAAUUGAAAGUAAUGGAGUAUUGGCAACUAGAUUAUGUUCACACGUGAAAGAAGCUGAUGAGAUUAAUGAAUUUCAAUUAAAUGAACUUAAGAGUGAGAGUAAAGUAUAUAUAGCAAUAGAUUCCGAUAGUUCUAUGACGAAUAUGUUAGACCAACAGCUACCUAUACCUGGCAAACUAAUAUUAAAAAUUGGCGCACAAGUAAUGUUAUUAAAAAAUAUAAAUGUUAAUAGUGGUCUGGUAAAUGGAGCUCGAGGUGUAGUUAUUAAUUUUAAAAAUGAUACACCAAUAAUUAAAUUGCGAUCUGGAACUCAUUAUGAAGCAAAGAUGGAAAAAUGGACUAUCAAAACUAGUUCCGGUGCUGUUGUACAUCGAAAACAAAUUCCUUUAAAGCUUGCAUGGGCUUUUUCAAUUCACAAGAGCCAAGGUUUGACUUUAGACUGUGUGGAAAUGUGCUUGUCAAGAGUAUUUGAUGCUGGUCAAUCUUACGUAGCACUUUCUAGAGCUCAGAGUUUACAAAGUUUACGCGUUUUAGAUUUCAAUAGUAAACAGGUAUGGGCUAACACAGUUGUACUCGAAUUUUAUAAAAAAUUUAGGAGAAAUUUACAAGAGAUGGAGAUAUUUCUCUUGGGUAAGAAAAUAAAAUUGGAACAAGAUAAAAGAUAAUAUUUAUAUUCUUUAUAGUUUAUAUAUAUAUAUAUAAUUUGUUAGAAAAAAAUUUAUAUCCAAUUCUCUUGAUAUGAUAAGAAUUAGAUAACGAUUAUUAAUUUCACUAAAGAAAAUAAAACAUUUAUAUAUAG